Molecule: messenger RNA, 1647 nt
Organism: Mesocestoides corti
Lineage: Eukaryota; Metazoa; Platyhelminthes; Cestoda; Cyclophyllidea; Mesocestoididae
Source: the annotation of a GenBank genome assembly
AUGCUCUCUGAGAAGGCGCCGCAACAUCAUAUCAAGCACAAUCAUCUCGUGGUUUUGGGCUUCUUUUCGGCUUUCAUUGGUGUCUUUUUGUUUGCCAAUGGUUUUCUAUUAACUCGAUCGGAACUGACGAACAUCACAAAUACCUCGAGCCUUCAACCUUCCGACUUUCAGCAAGUCAUUCUCAUCCUGGUGGACGGCCUCUACACCGGUCUUCUGCCUCUCACCAAUGAAAGCGAAAAAAUGCCCUUUUUCAAGAAUCUUAUCCAUCAGCAGGGCUUUCCAAGGAACCAUUUUCUUGCCCAUUUUAUUGCCGAUCCCCCCACCACAACACUGCAAAGGCUCAAAGCCCUCCUUACCGGUAGCAUGCCCACAUUCAUUGACGCUGGAAGCAAUUUCGGUGGAACUGAACUGCAAGAAGAUAAUAUCCUAAAGCAGUGGGCUCUAGCUGGGAAGAAUAUUUGCUUCGUCGGUGACCAGGUUUGGACGGAGUUGGUGUCUGACGUUUUUUUGGAGAGCUUUCCUUUACCCGCUUUCAAUAUUAAGGACCUCGACACAGUGGAUACGGCGGUCAAGGAUUAUGUUCUUCGCGAGGUCGGCAGCGGCAAAUGCGACGUUCUGAUUGGUCACAUGUUGGGCAUUGACCACUGUGGACACACUUUUGGCCGAUCACACCCCGAAAUGGACCGCAAACUCCUUGAAUUGGAUGGCUUUUUAAAACGCCUCAUUGCCCACCUGACGCCAUCAAGCCUGCUUGUCGUCUUCGGGGAUCACGGAAUGACGGCGUCUGGCGACCACGGAGGCGACUCCGACGCGGAAGUCGAUGCUGCGCUGUUCGUCUACACACCCCGUGGCUUUCCGCGUGUCCGCGACGCCAGCAUCGACGAUGGCUCGCCUCUUCCCAGCAUCGAACAGGUGGAUCUGGUACCGACUCUGGCCAGCCUAACGGGUGUUUCGAUUCCCUUCUCAAAUCUGGGCGUUGUCGCCACAACCCUGCUCAACUCUAGCCACCUCCUCAGUGCUGUGAAUGCGAAUUUUAGACAGGUGGUCACCUACGCGAAGGAAUAUCACGACCGCUUCGGCACCAUCUCCACCCCCGAGGCGAUGGUGUCGCGACUGGCGCACAACUCCACCACGCCGUGUCCUGCCGCGUCCAUCGACGAGUGCCUGCUAGCGAUGCGCAGUCUCCGGGCGAGUUUCCGAACCCACUGGACCCGAAUGGACGUGCCACGCAUGGCCCUCGGGCUCCUCUUCACCCUCCACGCGCUCCUCGCUUUCGUGGCCUACGACAACAACCUCCCGGUGCCCGGGCCAGUCUGGUGUGUGGCCGCCACGCUAGCAGCAGCCUCCCUCGUCGCCCUCACUCCACUGGGGUCGUUUCUGCUGGCGCUCCUCCCCUCGUACCGAUUGGCUGCCGUGUGGCUCUCAAGCAAAGACCUCUCUCCCAGCCGCGGAACUCUACUCACUGGAACACUGCUUGUAGUUCUGGCCUUGACUUCCUGCUCGAAUAGCUUUGUUGUUCAGGAGGCGCGGGUGUUGGGAUUUGUCCUCCAGACUCUACUGCUGGCCGCUUCUCUUUUCGCGACGACGGAGCAACUUCGGGAGAGUCUGAUGGGUGUGGUGGGACUCCCAGACCAGCAACCUCGUUAG